GAAUAUUACAGGUCAAAUAAAGAGGCUAUAGAGUCAAAGACUAGAAAAGCAGUAGGCAGAGAAAAACAACCAGAUGCUAUCAUCAAUAAGGUUCAAGAAGAAAUGAAUAACCUUUACCUCCUUUACACUGAUCUCAUCUGGAUAGUUGUAUUUAACAAAGAUGUGUUUGACAUUUAUAACAUAAAUUGUAUGCUUGGAUUUCAAAUUGUUGGUAAAUUUCCAAUAGUAACUUUUUGUUCAGAUUACACAUCACUGAAUAAUUAUUCUGUACUUUAG
Molecule: messenger RNA, 276 nt
Organism: Funneliformis caledonium
Lineage: Eukaryota; Fungi; Glomeromycota; Glomeromycetes; Glomerales; Glomeraceae
Source: the annotation of a GenBank genome assembly